This is a messenger RNA of Pieris brassicae (large cabbage white), 2349 nucleotides long. Its product is annotated as fatty acyl-CoA reductase 1-like. The transcript is spliced from 10 exons. Gene Ontology annotation, molecular function: alcohol-forming very long-chain fatty acyl-CoA reductase (NADP+) activity. Lineage: Eukaryota; Metazoa; Arthropoda; Insecta; Lepidoptera; Pieridae. The record is from RefSeq and is a predicted model, not a curated record. Gene Ontology annotation, cellular component: peroxisome. Bases 65 to 1414 code for a protein of 449 amino acids. Gene Ontology annotation, biological process: long-chain fatty-acyl-CoA metabolic process.
UGUAAAGACAAACAUUUUACAUAGACUCGCUAUUGAAUUUAAUUGUUUAAUUUCAUAGUGUGAGAUGUGUCAAUCAAUAGCAGAGUCUUAUGCCGGUAAAAGCAUUUUUAUCACUGGUUGUACAGGAUUCUUGGGAAAAGUACUCUUAGAGAAGAUACUCUACAGUUGUUCCGAUCUUAAAAAAGUCUACAUACUUCUUAGAGGGAAGCGGGGAUUGACGAUUCAAGAGCGUCUUAAGACUUUGCUGGAGCUGCCAGUAUUUUCAAGAGUUUAUAGGGAGAAAGCGAAAUUUUGUGACAAAAUAGAACCGAUAGUCGGUGACGUAAGUCAGGACGGUCUUGGAAUCUCCCCAGAAGACAGAGUAACGCUUAUUAAUGAGGUAUCAUAUGUAUUUCAUUCGGCUGCAUCGAUCAAGUUUACCGAGCCGCUACACGAUUUGCUCAACGUCAACGUCAAGGGUACUGAGAGGGUAUUAUCUUUAUGUAAAUGUAUGAAGAAGCUUGAGGUCCUCGUUCACGUUUCAACAGCGUAUUCCAAUACACAUAAAAUAUUUAUCGAAGAAAAAGUUUACCCAUCACCAAUCCCUCUGAGCAUGGUUGAUCAUUUGAUUAAAGAACAGCCAGAUGAAGAGAGAACUAAAAUAAUAAUAAGAGAUGAGCCAAACGCAUAUACAUUCUCUAAGAAACUUGGAGAAGCUUUGUUGGCGGAAAAACAUGGUCAUGUUCCCGUUAUUAUCAUAAGGCCUUCAAUUGUUACUGCAAGUCUAUCAGAACCGAUCCCAGGGUGGAUAGAUAAUUGGAAUGGGGCAACUGGUUUGAUUGGAACCAUCACCAAAGGCAUCCUAAGAGUUGUGCGUGGGAACGGAGGCAACGUUUUGGAUCUUAUACCAGUCGACUAUGUCGUUAAUCUCAUAAUUGUAGCGGCUACAAAGAAAAUACUGUCACAAAGUGUAAAUGUUUACGCUUGUGCUACAAGUACAGAGAAGCCUUUGACGUUAAGGCACUUAUCACAUUUGGCCUUAAUAAGGUGUAAAAGAAAUAAAUUUAAUGAACUACCAUUUCCUGGAGCUUACUUUACAAACUCCAAAUUGUUACUGGUUUUCUUAUCGGCUAUCCUACAAACUUCUCCUUUAUCACUGGCUGACGCUUUGUUACGGAUGACAGGAAAAGACCCUAAAUACCGAAAAAUACUGCGCAGAAUAGAACAAGUCCGCGAUGUAUUAGAAAUCUUCACGUCCAACUCUUGGAAGUUCAGUACGAUGAAUAAUUACUGCCUCUACUCAUCUCUGUCACCGAGUGAUCAAAAAACUUUCCCAUUUAGUCCAUCAUUAAUAAAUUGGUCAGAGUAUAUUCCUAUAUACUUCGACGGAAUGAUAAAAUAUUUAUUUAAGGAAAACCCAGUCACAUCUGCGUAGAUUAAAGUAUAUUUCUAUAUUUGUCAAUAUAAUUAUCAUCAAGUAAUAACAUUUUUUUUACUAUAUUUCAAGCAACGUAUAUUUGUACAAUUAUUUAAUAUUAACUGUCGAUUUACAGUAAAAUAUCGAGCGUGAAUUAAGCAAACCGUUUGUCAAAUGAAAUUAGGAUCUGUUCUUCGAAGGGCAUCAGUAUUCAUGAACACCUGAGGUUUUUCAAUCAGAAACAUGCUCGAGUUUAUUUUGUCAUUUUGGGCUACGCGCAUAUUGUCUCAUGUUGGAGCGUAUUCAAAAUUUUACACGGUUUUAUACCUUGUUGCAACUUAGCAACAUUGUUCUGAGAAUACUCUUUACACUGCCACUCAGAAAAUUAUCGAUCCGUAUCGGAAGAAACUUAUGUCUGAUGAAAAUUUUGUUACGUGGAGUCGGACUGAAAUUUCAAUUUAACUCCACCCCAAGAACACACAACUUCCGGUGUUUUCCGCUAAACACCCUUUGUAACAAACAAAGGAUACUCCUUAAAGUCCCAGCCAGCAUCGGAAUACUGAGUAAAAAAAAUAGUACGCGCGCAUUGACAUAGUUAAUCAGUUUCGCGACCAUUUGGAAGGAAAGGGUAGAUUAGCUUCUAGGAGGUUUGGUUUGCUCAUUAAGGUGAUACGGUACUUCACUCCGGGCCACCGCUUGCAACUCUAUAAAGCGCAUAUUAGCCUCACAUGAAAUACUGUUCUCACCUCUUGGUUUCCAGCUCUCCAGAAUUAUAUUUCUGGUUUUCAGGGGCAGAAAUAAUGUUUGGCACCAGGCCCCCUUUAACAAUGACGUCGCGCGUGCUAAAUACUGUCUCCGAAAUGAUCUACAGAUUUAUAUCUUUACAGAGUGAAUUUUUGUGACAUUUAAUGUUUUAUGUUACGGUUCAUUGGUUUUGUAUAUUUUUUAGAAUA